GCAGUCGCAUCACCGGCAGACGACGACGCAACGACUGCAACAACAUGGAUUGCUGCAGAGGAGUCCCGCGGCGACGGCAGCGGCCAAUUCAUUGAACAACACAACCGCGAUGAGCUUGUACGGCGGUGGCAGGAAGCCAUGGUCGUCGUCGUCGUCGUGGUCUUAUCACGACGACACAGGUAUUGGUUAUCCAUCGACGGUAGACCGUCGCAUCGGUGGUACCGGCAGGCAGGCGGCCGCCUUGUUCGGCGGAAGCGGCGGCGGCAUGGGCCUCGGAGGCCUAGACUCGCAUCAUUACCGCAGCAGCGGCGGAGGUAGAACGAUGACUGCUGCGAGAUCGCUGGGAGGAGUUUAUGAYGGUAACAGUCUGUUGUAUCGCUGUUCAACCAGUAACGUGCCAGAUCAUCUUGAAAGAAGAUGGUACCAGAACCAGCAACAACGACAAACCGGCGGUGGUGGACGGCUGAUUAGAGGGUUGGGCGGUGCCAAUCACUUGUCAGACGUAUACGACGACGACGAAUUGCUGCGAUUACAGCAGCAAGACAACGCCUCGGUUGCCGCAAUGUUACUUGACGACGUCGUUUUGGGUGGAGGUUACAGCAGCAGAAACUCGGACUUUAUGCCGUCUAGACCAAGGUCUCGAUCAUAUGGCGGCGGCGAAGAUCCAUCGUCCACGACAUCUUGGCGAAACUGGCCCGACACUGGUGGUGGAUCCGGUUAUCUAGGUGGUGCAUUGCGCGAAACUGCCAUUGGGUCAUCGGCGGCGAUUUACGAUCACAAUGGCCACCGGCGCGGAACGAACACUGCGAUAAAUUCUGCCACAGCCGAUCACAAAAGGUAA
Diuraphis noxia (Russian wheat aphid) is the source of this 841-nucleotide messenger RNA. RefSeq lists its product as uncharacterized. The record is from RefSeq and is a predicted model, not a curated record. NCBI's taxonomy places the organism in Eukaryota, Metazoa, Arthropoda, Insecta, Hemiptera, Aphididae.